GGCAAGGCCUACCUCCCAAUCAAUCACCAUACCCAAUCAGUCUUCAUAUUUUCCUCUGUAAUGACAACAAGAAAUUCCGUCCACCAUCGACCAAAAUUCCUCCAUUUAGAAGCUUUUGUUGCUGAUCAAAGAAUCAGCUCCUGCGACGAAGAUGAUUUUGAUAACUUCGAGAUGAUCAAAUUCGACAUCUGGAACACCAACGACGAUUAUCAUAUCAACACACAAAUCCCCAUCUCGAAAUCAAUGGUUACCUCAAGAAAACAACCAAUAAAACCUCCACGAAGCAACCAAAGAACGCUGCCCAACACUGGAUCAUUGCCAGUCAACGUACCGGACUGGUCAAAGAUCCUCCGUGAUGCUUACAAACAAUCAGACAGCGAUCAUGUUGAUGACGACGAUUGUCGUGGUGGCUGUGAUGAUCACUGGUUGCCACCACAUGAGUAUUUAUCGAGGAUUAGGAGUGCUUCACUUUCAGUACAUGAAGGUGUUGGAAGAACUCUUAAAGGGAGAGAUUUGAGUAGACUUAGAAAUGCCAUUUGGAAGCAAACUGGCUUUGAACAAGAUUAGCAGCACAUCACUGUAGUGACGGAAUCACCGUAUUGUGACGGUUUCAUUCCCUUUUGUAAGGUGAAGUUUUAUUGUAAUAUAAUUAGGGUUUUCAUGUUA
Messenger RNA from Lactuca sativa (garden lettuce), 666 nucleotides. RefSeq names its product protein S40-4. The record is from RefSeq and is a predicted model, not a curated record. Lineage: Eukaryota; Viridiplantae; Streptophyta; Magnoliopsida; Asterales; Asteraceae.